This is a messenger RNA of Dromiciops gliroides (monito del monte), 1219 nucleotides long. It is a transcript of the gene TIMM22, whose product is annotated as translocase of inner mitochondrial membrane 22. NCBI's taxonomy places the organism in Eukaryota, Metazoa, Chordata, Mammalia, Microbiotheria, Microbiotheriidae. Gene Ontology annotation, molecular function: transmembrane protein transporter activity. The transcript is spliced from 4 exons. Gene Ontology annotation, biological process: protein insertion into mitochondrial inner membrane. The record is from RefSeq and is a predicted model, not a curated record. Bases 36 to 620 code for a protein of 194 amino acids. Gene Ontology annotation, cellular component: TIM22 mitochondrial import inner membrane insertion complex.
UACCGGAAGCGGGCCAGUCUGGGACAGCGGCGGCUAUGGCGGCGGCGAGCCGGGCUCCUAGCCCGGCCGCCUCGGCGCCCGAGACGGCGGCCGAUGCCCCGCUCCAGUACAGCUUGCUCCUGCAGCAUCUGGUAGGGGACAAGCGGCAGCCGCGGCUCCUGGAGCCAGGCGUCUUGGGCGGGAUCCCGAGCCCGGCCAAGAGCGAGGAGCAGAAGAUGAUUGAGAAGGCCAUGGAGAGCUGCGCCUUCAAGGCCGCCCUGGCCUGCGUCGGGGGAUUUGUCUUGGGAGGAGCUUUUGGAGUAUUCACUGCUGGCAUAGAUACGAAUGUGGGCUUUGACCCAAAGGAUCCAUAUCGAACACCGACUGCAAGAGAAGUUCUUAAGGAUAUGGGACAGAGAGGCAUGUCCUAUGCCAAGAACUUUGCCAUUGUGGGGGCCAUAUUUUCCUGUACUGAGUGUCUGGUAGAGUCCUAUCGGGGAAAAUCUGACUGGAAAAACAGUGUCCUCAGCGGCUGCAUCACCGGAGGAGCCAUAGGCUUUAGAGCUGGUCUAAAGGCUGGGGCCAUCGGCUGUGGAGGCUUUGCUGCUUUUUCUGCUGCCAUCGAUUAUUACCUGCGAUGAGAGAAACUUCUCCUGGUUGAGGAGCCCAGCACCCGGUCAUGAGCCUUGCAGUGGAGGAGGACGGGCCUUUAAGGACUUUGCCUGGAUCAUGAAUGUGAAAGAGUCACUUGGUUUGCUUCCCCUCUCCUUGGGUGGUGGGUGACCCCAGGAGGGGGGUCUGGUGGCUGCUGCCUCCAGUCUCCUGAGCAGCUACACUCAGCUCUCCCAGGUGCUGGCAGAUGGCUUCUCAUGGGGAUCCCCAGUCCUUCCUGGAUUCCACCCAGAGCUUUCUUGUGAGAGACACCACAGAGAGCCCCUUUGAAUAGAUCAGGGACAAUUUAUUGACUUCAAGGAGUUAUGAAUCCUGACUGCAACUAUCCAGCCAGCCUUUUAUUGCUAAAAUAAACAUUCUUUACUAUCCUAUGUUGGGAUGUAUUGCAGGCAACAUAUCAUAAAGGUCCUCUUAUUUAAGGGAAGGGGGAACACAGACGGGGCAAAGUAAAAGUUCCUUGUUCCUUGUAGCCCAUUCUGUGACUAGGGAAUGGCUCUAUCCUGUUGGCCACCGGCCAGCCAUCCUUGCUGUGGAAAUUGUUUAUUUAAAUACAGGUUGAAAAGAUGCA